CUAAUGGCUGGAGAUCGCGGAUAUUAGAAGGAUUCUGCAGAGAAGAGGAGGAGAAAGUGACUGAAGCUUCACUGGAAACAACACUGAGGCAGCCGCAGCAGCAGCGAUGGCUCAGCUCGCCAGCCACGGACGGCUGCUCCUGCAGCGCCUGCAUCAGCAGCGGGAGAUGGACUUCCUGUGUGACAUCACCAUCAUGGUGAAAGACGUGGAGUUCAGGGCUCACCGCAACAUUCUGGCAGCCUUCAGCGAUUAUUUCUCUGUCCAGGCGGAAAAGGGCGAAGAGUUCACGACUCUGGACCCGGAGAAGGUCAGCCGCUACUCGCUGGAGAAGCUUCUGGAGUUUGUUUACACCGGGCAGAUGAACCUGAGCAGCACCAGGCAGGCUGCUGUGCGCCGAGCCGCCGUCUUCCUGGGAAUGUCGGAGGCCACUAAGUACCUGGAGAAAGUCCCCUGCUGGGCCGAGUCCGGCGAGACGUCCCAGUCGGACGCGGACAGAGAGGCGGAGCCGUGUCCGCCGAGUCCCAGCAGCCCGCCGUCCCCCGUCCCUCUGUCCAUCGCCUCCGUGGUCGGGGACUUCAAGGAGGACGGCCUGGAAGGGAAGAUCCACGACUUCGACCCGCGGGACGAGGACCUGGGCGACGACGUGGAUUACACGCCCGCCACGCCGCGGAGCUUCGGCCGAGCGACAGGCAGGAAGAGAGGGAGGAGGCCCAAGAGCUUCAGCGGCGAGCCGCCCGAGCCGAGCAGCGGCGCCAAGAUCCAGAGCUACAGAGGCAGGGGGCGGCCCAGAGGCAGCGGGCGCGGCCGAGGAAGAGGAGCCGCCAGAGAAGAAGAUCUGUCCGCCGGCGAAUCGGAGGGCAGCGUGAAGGACUUCGGCGAAACGCCGGCCGACUUUGGAGACACAUCGGCCGACUGGAGCCCGUCCAGAGAAGAAGAGCUGCCAGUCAAGAAACCACGGCUGGGCAGCGAGACGAGGAGAGGGAGGGGCCGCGGGCGGGGCCGGGGGCGAGGGAGGGGGCGAGGCCGCGGGCGGGGCCGGAGGAAGAUGGAGGAGGAGGACGACGAUGAGGACGAGGAGAGCGGGGAGCUGGGAACUGAGGAAGAGCAGGAGACGGAGGGCGGGGAGCGGGACGGGUCGGAGCUGGGCGAGUCGCUGACCUGCAGCGAAUGCAACAAGCUGUUCAAGGACAUCAGCAGCCUGCGGCGCCACGAGAAGAUCCACAAGGGCCUGAAGCCGUUCUCAUGCAUCUUCUGCUCCAAGACCUUCAGGCAGGCCACGCAGCUCAAGACGCACCUGCGCAUCCACACAGGUGAGAAGCCGUUCACCUGCAGCAACUGUGACAAAUGCUUCGCCCAGAAGUGCCAGCUGGUCGCUCACCGCCGGAUGCACCAUGGAGAGGAGAAACCGUACACCUGCGAUCGCUGCGGCUUCAAGUUCGCCACGUCGUCCAACUACAAAAUCCACAUCAGACUGCACAGCGGAGAGAAACCGUACGUCUGCGACAUCUGCGGCCAGGCGUUCGCUCAGUCCAGUACCCUGACCUACCACAAGAGGCGCCACACAGGAGAGAAGCCGUACCAGUGCGACCUGUGUGGCAUGUCCUUCUCCGUGUCUUCCUCUCUGAUCGCACACGCCAGGAAACACACAGGCGAAACUCCGUAUAAAUGUACGCAAACAAACUGUGACGCCAAAUUUGCAACAUCUUCUGAGCUGAAGAAGCACCUGAGGAGGCUUCACCCAGAUGGGAACUCAGGCGUCCAGUGCCUGCUGUGUGGGAACCGCUUCGCCAGCGUGAAGAACAUGAUCAAACAUCAGGAGAAGGCUCACGCCGACGAAGUGCGACAACACAAGGAGCGGGCGCGAGCCGUCGUCCUGCUGGCCUCCAGCCAUCCGGUGGCGUUCGUUCAGAGCAAACUCACACAGGACAACAAGAGUCUGGUUUCCAUCCCGGAAUCGGAGCCGAGCAACCCAGAACCUCCGACCCCGAACCCCAAAGCCUCAGAACCGUCCGCCACCGCCGGCACCGAAGACCCGCCCACAGAGCCCGCCGCCAUCAUCCAGGACUUCAAGACGGAGCCGGACCACCACGCGCUGAGCGCCGGCGCCGGCCAGCAGGUGACCUUCGAGGCCGACCCGGAGCAGACCAUCAACUCGGACACGCUGCAUGCGCUGGUGGAGCAGCUGCGGCCGGCGGCGUCGCCCGCCACGGGCCUGGAGCAGAUCAUCAUUAUCAAGACGGUGGACCCGGCCGAGGCGGCGCCACCACCGCCACAGUGAGCCCGGAGGCGGGCCGGACUCUGGACUACAAUCUGACCCAACUUCACGUUUUCAGAACCGUUUCAUUUCUAAAAACAACCAGAACCAGUUUAGAUAACAGCUUCACCAUUUAAUAGUGUAUUACCACAUUGAUGACCUCUGACCCCUCAUUACAUCCUAUUUAAAGAAUAUUUUACUCCUGUUUUUUCUUUUGACUAAUUUUUACUUCUUUAUUAUUUCUGAUGAACAUCUUUAAAGUUAGUUCUGCCAUUAAUUAGUUUGUAAAAACUUAUUUUUUAGCUGAUUUAGAUUUUUCAGUUGGAGAGUAAAUUAGCUUGAUUAGUUUUGUUUUAUGUUUAUCAUAUUUUGGUGCAUAUAAAAGUAAAAAAAAAGUGAGUUUCCUGGUUGUUUGGCUUUAAUCUGGUGAAACUACAGAACGACAGUUAAAUGUGAAAUAGUUUUGGAGUGAAACAUAACAGCAGGUUUCCUCCUGAAUGAUGGCGUCAUUAAUUUGAUGAUUAAAGAGUAAAAUGUGAGCAUGACGUGAAAAAAUGGCUUUUAUUUCAGAGCCAGAGGAUGAGAAUCGAGUCCUGCUGGUGCCGGUCCGGUCUGCAGGUCAGAAAAGUCUGAAUUAGUGCAUCUAUCAACUUCCUGAUGAUGCAUCAGGACAGCAGAUGGUUUUUGUACUCGAUGCACUUCGAUGCUUUAUUGCAGGACUUCCUGGAAGGAUUCACAUAUUUUUGAGCUUUUUUUCCUCCUUAAAACAUAAAAAUAAAAUAAUAAAAAUAAUUAAGACAUAAGUUUUGCAGUUUUUUGCUUCGAGCUAAGUGUCCUAACUAUGAACAGCUUCAGUUAAGUCCUGUAAACAGAAUUUUUUUCCUCUGCUUAUCUUCAUCAACCUGAAACAAUCAGUUAUUUUACGGCUUUAUUCUGGGUGGAAUAAUCAGUGUAUAGAGAAAUGUGCUGAAUCUUUUCAUUUUUUUCAUGUUUUGUGUAGCAAGUAGGAGGCCAGAAAAAAUUUUUAUUUAUCGUAUCUACAUCUGUUAGGAACGUAUUUCUGUUUAGUUUAGUUGGAAAACUGCUGUACACAAAGCAUUAUCAGUAGGUCUUAUUUUUGCAAAAUGUCAUCAUUACUUGUACAGUUGUGAGAAAUAACUACAUGUUAGGCAAUAUAUAAAAAAACAGAAAAAAAUGAAUAAAAGCGAUGUGAAAUAAAGCUAAAAU
Poecilia latipinna (sailfin molly) is the source of this 3481-nucleotide messenger RNA. It is a transcript of the gene mynn, whose product is annotated as myoneurin. Gene Ontology annotation, biological process: regulation of transcription by RNA polymerase II. The transcript is spliced from 9 exons. NCBI's taxonomy places the organism in Eukaryota, Metazoa, Chordata, Actinopteri, Cyprinodontiformes, Poeciliidae. Gene Ontology annotation, cellular component: nucleus. The record is from RefSeq and is a predicted model, not a curated record. Gene Ontology annotation, molecular function: DNA-binding transcription factor activity, RNA polymerase II-specific; protein binding. Bases 107 to 2278 code for a protein of 723 amino acids.